ACGCGCGCUGUCCGCAACGUGGCGUGCGCGCUACCGGACGGGAUCCAAUGUACACCGUCGCUUCUGUCAAAAUCUCAAUUAGCAUACUCGGUGGCUUCAUCGGAACCCAGAUAGUCGUUGUGAUGCCAUUUUAUUUUGUGUUUACGCACAAAGUUGGAGCUGCAAGACUGAACAUGCCACCGUUUAUAAAGGGGUUAGCAUGAGAGAUCGCCAAUUUGUUGGACGGCAGUUGGACAUGUAAGACACUCGCUGUAUGUUCCAGCAACAACACAGACCUUAGAAUCCGCAGGCGUUGUUAUCGAUCCGCCAAACUGCUGAACUUGGUCUGGACAACUUAACAUCACACGAAAGUUUACGAAUAUUCUACGACCAAACACGCUGCCGUCAGCGCUCAGCUAUGGCUUGACGGGCCGGUUAUAAAACCCAGACGAAGCGACUAUAUGUUGCCACAGCCAAUUGCCUUAGCCUGAUAGAAGAGAAGGGGCAUCGAACACACGCAACUAAACGAUUGUCCUAUUUCAUGUGUUUUACAUCGGGAAACCGACUAGCCAGCAACCAUGACGAAUGAGAGCGCAGAAGAUGAACAAACCAUGCACGAUAACAUGUCGGAUUACGAGUUGUUCCCAAACUCUUUGCACAGUCCCGGGGCAAGGGCUAUUAUCAUCAUCUGCUUCGCCGUUACCUGCCUGAUGGGCAUCUUUGGUAACGGCCUGAUCUGUUUGGUGCUCAUUCGACGGCCCAAGAUGCGAACGGUCAUCAAUCUCUUUAUUGGUAACCUGGCCCUGUCCGACCUGGUACUGUGCAGCUUUGGAGCCCCUCUGUCGCUCUCUUCCUGGCUGACUCCUCAGUGGCUUUUGGGCCUGGCCCUGUGCCGCAUCUACAGCAUGAUAACAGGCUGCAUGGUGUUUGUGUCCUCUCUAACAUUCACCGCAGUCGCCAUUGACCGCUUCUGCCUUGUCGUCUACCCAUUCCUUCGCCCGAUCACAAGAAGGACUUGUUUCAUCUCCAUAGCGAUCAUAUGGGUGGUGUCGAUUGGUAUGAUUCUACCCAUUGGCUUGCAGACUUAUGUCAUUGAUUUUAGUGUUGUUGAUAACAACACCGAGGGGAUUUACUGCAUGGAGCUGUGGGACGAUUUGGACGGUCGCCGAAAGUACAGCAUAGCAAUCUUCGUACUGCAGUUUGUCUAUCCCCUGCUCCUGGUGACUGUCGCCCACACCAGCAUAGCGAUCAAGUUAAAGAGAAACGUGAAACCGGGGGCUCGGAGACGGGAGAACGACGCCCAGGAAAACAAAAGGCGGAGUCGAACAAACAGAAUGUUGUCGGCCGUGGUGACGGUGUUUGCCGUCUGCUGGUUGCCGUUUUGCGUGUUCUCUCUCGUGGCGGAGCUCUACGUGGGCUCUUUAGCCUUAGAUCCUAUCGUCUUUGUAGUCGUCUAUCUUCUCGCCAUAUCCAGCACGUGGCUGAACCCUAUGCUGUACGCGUGGCUCAACGAUAACUUCCGCAAAGAGUUUCACCGGCUCAUGCCGUGCGUGCCAUGCCUCAGGGAAACGCGGAACGUCGGCUGCGUCAAAGUGAACACGCCCGGGGCGUCCACGACGAAUUUCGCGCAGGACAGGCGCCCUCAGUCCAGCAUGGCGACGUACCUCCAGCCUAGCUCUGUAGAGAAGAGUUCGUCGGGUAAAAGUGGGACGCACGACACGUCAAUGUGACGUUUUGCUGACUAAAAGAACCUAACUUUCCAAACAAUACUGAAUGGUAACACGAAGUAAGCUGACUUUUUAGUUUGAGGAUUCCCUGUCUCAGAUUAAACUGUCAGCUCAUGGUGCUUUUCAGGUCUAGGAAUGAAAACCUGAAACUUAGUAAGGAGCAACGUCAAGUAUAUGUCAAUUACCUACUGCAAGAGACACGCAAGAUGGCCACUGCCCUAAUCAAGCCAUGGUGCCCUCUUCCAAGUUGCGAGAUAUUUGACAGGUAAGACACUCAAGGAGGCGACUGUCUGCAUUGUAUUCCCCUGCUAAAGAUUCUCAGGUGGUCUGGAACCUUUGGCAGGAGAGUCUUGCAGCUGUCAAGGAGUAAGCAAGGGAGCAGACUUUACACGCCCAGCUGGUGGGUCAUCAGUGACCAACUGUACAUAGACUUCUUUUUAUCCAUUUUUGGCAGAGGAGGCUGUUUUGGUGGCUGGCCCACUUUACCCUCGGUAGAAAGUCGACCUGGCCCCUCAUGCGGGAGCAUGGAUAGCUUUAAUUGUGUUUUUUUGUUAUUAAGAAACAAAGUAAAUGGACGUAUUUUAUGAGCAAAAUAGUACGAAUUUAGUCAUUUUAUCGUAAUUUAGAGUACCUAGUGUUCACUGACUUUAAUCACAUGUCCUCGUGAGCGAUGUUCUUUCGAUUUGUUGGUUCAUGAUUUUAUAAUGUAGCGUUAUUCGAAAUAAUGUCUGUACGAAUUUAAGGCAAAAUUUCAUAUUGACAUCACUGAAGCGAAACCACUGAAGGCCAAGCAACUCAUCAAAUGUUUUUCGCCCAUUAAGCCUGAACUCCCUGCGAACUACCGCUGGAUAUGGUUUGCUGGUUAUGAUAAUGAUUGCCUUUGUAAAUUUCAAUGGUGUUAUUUGCCUCUCGUGGUCUUCGCUAAGAAAACAAAGUAAGACCAUUAUCAGCAAACACAGUCAUGCACAGGAACGAAAAUAUUCCGGCUUUUGACAGUAACAAUUUUUAUGUCUUCUGAAAUUAUUCACAUUUCUCCAGGAGACACCCAUAAGGAAAAGAGGCAGGCGAAUCCAGGUUGUAAAUCCUGAACCAACAAAUAUUACGGUAUAAAUUUGGAUGGAGAUAUCGGUUUUGUGUGUUCAAAUAACACACGACUGAUGGCACCAAACCUUCGGUAUAGAAAUGGCGCUUCAAUUUGCCCCUCCGCUCCCACUUCCGCAUUUCGCACAACUGAUUGGUUCCCUAAUUGCCAGUGACAUUUGAAAUUGUACAAUUUUCAUUUAUUUUUGAUCAACCCCGUGAUUAAAAAAAAGUCGUGGACCACAAAAUGGCAGGUAAGCAAAGCCAACUCCAAAAGAAAAUAAACACCCCUCCAAAAAAAGUAAUUAAAAGGAUUUAAUUACUGCACUCAUUCUUGCUUGAAAAAUAAACAAUCAUGCCGUAAACUUGCAAAGACGUGCAGUUCAUUCCAAUACUGACAUAAUGUGCGGCACUUUGUGAAAAAUUGUCCCAUGAUAGGCUAUACGGUGUUCCACGGCUUUUUCCCCUCAAGUUUCUGUAAAGUCGUCAAUUCAGUGCAAAAAACCUCGUAUCCCUAAAUGAUAUCAAAAUGUCUACAGUAUACACGUUGUCAGCCAUUUUGAAACCGUCCGCGUAUCAGCCGUUUUAGGCAAUUUCAGUUACGGUUUUCUGCAACAGCAUACCGACAAACCAAUGCGACUCUUUCUGUGUGCGCGUGUUGUGGAGCUAACGCAACAUUGGCGUGAAUUAACGGUACUUUCGACAUUCUUGCACUGUGGUUCAUGUAUUCGGUGUAACAAGUCAGUGUAUAAAAAGAUCGUACUCUCUAAAUGUUAAAGAGUGAAAAACCACUCCAAGUUGCCCCCAUGGCUCUUUAGAAAGAGUGGAAGUUAAUUCACUCUUUUUAGAGUUGUUUCACCUGGGGCAAAGUGAAAACCACACAGACAGUUGCAAACUUCAUUUUAAAAGAUAGAAAAACCGCAACAUAAAGUGGUUUUCACUCUUUCACAUUUAGAGAGUAGCCCAAAUACUCGAGUUGGACAUCGCCUGGUACAAGUCAGUGAAAAAAAAGUCACCCGCUGCACGUGUUUUGCUACUGUCACGGGAACAUUGUUAUUGUAAUUAUUUCUGAUACCACUCUUAAUUAAGUGUCAGUCAGCGGGAUACUGUUGUUCUCAUUAACGCAGCUUUGGAUAUUUGAACCGUAACUGACGACCUAACCAGACCACACAAGGAAAAGAAAUCACAUUGAUAUUUAAGAUAUAUACCUUUCAGUUAAAUUAACUUGGACGGAAACAACCCAAUUGCCGCGGAUAGCACACUUAUGUUUAAUUUGGUUUCAAAUUAACUGUCGAAGCAAGGGAGUACGGUAUCUGUUUCCCACAAUUGUUGAUCAGCCCGACGUGACAGGUUUUUUUUCCCCGAGCGAUAAACAGGAUUCUAUUCUACUGUGGAUUUAUCAAUCAAAAAUAUUGUUGAUAGUGAGUCAUGUCAGAGGCGUGAAUCAUAACGCUACAUACGUGACACUAUCUCUCUUUGGAAAUAUGUAAACAUGGACGAUAAGCAUUUAUUUAUAUAGCAUGUACAUACGUGAUACACAUUCACAUAAGCACGAGGGCCUUAAUGAAAAACAGGUGCUCAAAUGCGAAUGUUUAUUUAACAGUGAUCAAAAGCCGUUCGCUUAUUAAAAUGCAUGCAUAUCCAAAGCUUACAGAAAUUCCCGAGAACUUGCGACAAGGUCACCUUCACCGCUCGCCGAUGCAAUGUCAAGCCCAUCUCUUUUGGGCCUCAUUUCCAUUUUUCCCCCAUGUGCAUUAUUCUUCUUCAUAGCCAUUUCAUGAUUCUUGAUGACGGAGGAUUAUCAAAUAAAAGCCCGCGGCGAACGCGAGCCUUGUGGAAAUUGGCCUUGAAGGCUGAAUGCUGACUUUCUAUAUGAAGCCCCUGGAGAGAGGGCCGUUCAAUGGAAACACGCUUUUAACCUUUUAUGCUCGACAACAUCCCGAUAUUCAUCCUUGGCUCGAAAUGACGAAUUCGUUUCACUCGAGCACCUGAGCAUCUGUCCUGACAAACAGGCUAAUUUGUCAUUACAUUUAAUAGGACGGCAUAGACAGAUAGCCACACAAGAAAAAAAACUAAGACCAGGAAAAUGUAGGUCUCUUCCUUAGAACGCUUAAUGGAGUUUUUAUCAAAACAUAACCAGCCGGCAGUUGUAGUAUAGGGAAUACAGAUGAAUGUGUUUUGGACUCUUGAGAGUAGCCAGACGCUUUUGGUAUUUUGCGAUGCAAUGAUACGAAGAGCUUCGCGUAGGGGCUGUCCACAAUGAAACGUUUCUGGGCGUGGCAUGGUUUAUAGCAGAACAAAAUUUGUUUAACCCAUUAAAAUCAGCCCUAAUUUUGAGGUUUUUUUUUUUUUUACUAAGUUCAUUCCUGGGACAACUUUCAUUUAUAUUCUUUCAUUUAUAAUGUUGUGGGGUUUAAUUUACUCAGAAGAAAAUCGACUGCAGAAAAUUACUCGGAUACUGCCUCCGCAAACCAAUCAUACGCUCGAUUAACGAAAAAGAUAUAUUAACUACAUUUAACAGAUGAAUUAUUCAACCUUGUACGAGUUUAAUGAUGACACAAAUUGUUUAUUUAGAAUCAAGUUAAUAUGUACAGCUGUUGGAAUUUUUUUUUCUAGUUUGAUAUACUCCGAUGACGACCUGUGGACAUUUUAUCCGAUUAUCCAUGCACAUUUUAGGGUUGAAUACACAGUGGCGUGUGCAUUACUCAAAGUUUCUCCUGGAUUAAUGAGGCACCGUGUUCAAUCGGCAGACACAAUAACCCUUGGCGAAAAGUACAUUCGGAACAGAGUGCGCGAUGGGUUUAAUAUCUUCUCCAGCCCCCGGGGCCAAGAAAUACGGAAGCGACGCCGAGCGCUGUGUCAAAACACAACACGCAUGGCAGUGCAGCGGCGGCGCGGACCGCGGAAAAGAAGACACAAUCCGCGAUGUCAUCUUUCAUCUUCUGCGAAUGAGGGUGGCCCUGGAAGAAGAAGAAAAAAGACAUGUCAUUUUGACCUGAAAUGUGGUUUGGAAACAGGUCCCUCCGUGACGGCCUUGUUGGAGCGUGAAACUCCAUUAAUGGCCGGAGAGACAGUAAACAUACUGCCGCGGCCAUAAAUAAUUAACCUCCGUUUAUGAAUAGAUCAUACCGUACAAUGUCAACACGCAUUCUGAUCAGUAGUACAACCACUUCCAUGUACGAGGAAAACAAAUAUCUAACGGAGCGUAUAGUCUGAACUCUUACCGGCACGCUCGUGUCGCUACAAUCGAAUUCUACGAGGAAACGAAAUUGUGUAUCAUUUUAAGUUAAUGACAUUCUAAAUGCUAAAUAUUCCUCUUUUUUGUUCACACCGAGCCGUAACGAUUUUUUAGAUGACUUGCGCACUGGUUUUGUUUCACCAAUUUCGUAAAUUUCGGACGUGCCGUUCUUGCGAAAUGUCAAAUUUUCGAUCGCUGGUCGGCCGAAAAAGGUUAACUUUUUUCAUUAAUGUUGUACAGAAAACAGCGUGCAAUAUCACGGACCGUGGUGUAAAGUAUUAAUUACAAUAAUAAGUACACAACCGUUUAUUUGAUUUGGCUAAAACGUUACCGAAGUACUGAGCGUGGGUGUCAGAUUUCAGUAAAAUCUCUUAUUGCAUCGCCGAGGUCUGAGGACAGCUAAUGCAACCUACAGUAGCCUUUGAAAAUGUUUUUAAAAAGUUCCUAUCGGCUUUAAUUGCGUUUUCACAACUCAUGUUGUGUGAAAAAACAUACAAAGCUCUCGCUGCGUGUGACUCAAAACGGCCUGGAAAAUAAUGUUGCCUAGAGAAAGAGAAAAAGAAAGUAGAUGCGGAGAGAAGACUCGUGCAAGAUGCUAAGACAUUUCGUUCUGUCCUGGGAAAAAAAAUGAGUAUCAGAGAACUGCAUCUUAAUUUGACCAUUAUUUUCCUAUACAGCCUCGCCUCGUCCGCCAGUCAGUGUGCUGUAUUCGCUUUGUGCUGUAUUCGAAGUAUCACAUAUUCAUGUGAUACUGCAUGUGUUGUUUUGGAAUUUCUAAAUACACCUGUAUCUAAAAAUGUCCCAGUCAAUCAUGAAUCCCUUUGCAUCGUUAAUGACUCGUCUGUUACUUUAGAAAAUGUAAUGCCUUCGCGUCAGUCCCAAGUUCUUGGGUGAUCCUUUUCACCUGCGACUCUGUUAGGCUAUUGGCCUAGUAUAUAUGAACAAGAUAAUAGGUAAAAGAACGCGCGAUGGUUUACAUUUUGACAGAAAGAGGAAAUGAGGUUUUACACUUCACGUCUGUGAGACAGCAAUGUAAACAGUAAAAAACACUCUGUUGAGUGCCAGCGGCUGUCUGCGAGUUGUUCGACUUGAGCAUAUCUUGCUCGACCUAAAUUGGAUAGGCCCAGCCUCAUUUUCUCGCGUGGACAGUUUCAUCUUUGGUAAACACGGCUCACUGAAUUCCCCGACCACAUGAAGGAAGUUGGCUUUUAACCUUGUUAAGCCAAUUUUUUGGGGCUACGUUUUGGAGCUACCAUAAAUGAGAUUAAUACGAACGGACGGGGGCAAAUGAGGCAGAAAUAAUGCAGUAUAGUGGCUGCAACCGCUUGUAUGUACUUUCUUUCUGCUGUGCGAGACUGCGGGUGUUUAUGCAAUCAUUAUACGAGUCCGAAAAUGUCAGGGUUUAACUGGGACACGCGUCCCGGAUCACGAGGGGCUUGACCGGGGAUAAUGUCUCGCGCCGAUGGUCUCGCCCGGGCGCUGAGGAUCGGGACUAGACAUCCGACUCCCGAUAGCCAGCAACGCAAACGGUCCUCGCGGGGGACCAACCGCUUGAAAGCUUACAAUAAUAUCUUCGGCAGAUAUCUGUUUAUGAAUGGUACAUGUGCAUCAUAUUUUCAAACAGUGAAUAGUGCAACAAUCUCGAUCAUGUUAAGAACUCAAAACCAUAUUUGUUUUUCAAUCGUUGUUUAUCCCUAUACAGGGCCUAGCUCCACACAAUCAAAAGAUAUGAGUUGGGCCGAAGCAACUCGUGAGUUCAGUGUAGGUCAGACAAUCCAGAAAUCCGAAAGCUGCCGUAGAAGCCCUGGAGGGUCUCCUGCCCCUUCCCCGUUUAAUCAGAUCUCCAGGGCCAGUAAUGUAAGACGAGUUGAUAUAUUGGGGAUGCCAGAACACCACUUUCUCGACGGAGUAAGUGCUUAAUGAAAACCGAAUCACUAAUGUGGCGAAUUAAGAGGGCUCGCUCGCGUUCGAAACUGCCAGCGACGCGUGCGCUGUAUAAUCCGAAGGAUAAGGACGCUAUAAUGUAAAGUAGUAACAGCCGCCUUAGGAGAAGUUAUUAAUGCUAACCUGUAGGAUUGCCUUGGGGAGUUUGGCCACUAAGCGGGCCUUGCUUGUCUCUAAAAAUAGCUGCGAGAACCGCGCGCCAUAUUGCUCUCUUAAGCCCCGAUACAUCUCCGUCUAUUAUGCGCGCAUAUUUUUUUUAGACUUCGCAAAUCUAGGUUCGCGCGCUGCGCUAUGCGCUAGGCGAGGCCUGGCACAUCUGAGGAGACGAUAAGAAUGCGGUGUGUAAUUGAGGGAAUUGAAAAUCCAUUUGGAUCUCCCGGUUUCUGCCCGGUACUGGAAUUGGAAAUUGAAUUUGGAUGGUGAUUGCUUAGACCAUCAAAGGGGCUGUACUAAUGGCCGGCUGAACCUGAAUAUGCGUGGUUCAAUGUACUUAGGCUACCAUGUAUAUCCACGGACUGGCAGGUAUAUGGUGCGGACGCUAAACCAAAAAAAGGGGCCGCAAAAAACACCGGUAGGCCAGAAACGGCUCUGCCUGUAAUUAGCAGAUAAUGGACAAUCAAUACACGGCAGGAGCUGUCAUGUGGCAUGAAUAAUUUGCAAGAAGACGUCGGAAUGUCAUAUUGACGGAUCGUGUUUACUAUGACAACCAUAUAGGCCUAUACCUUUCGUGGUAUUCCAACGGACCGACGUGACAAGACCAGACGGAAACGCAUAACUGAUUAAAACAAGGACAUGUGUUUGUUUGUUUUUUUGACAUUCACUGAAAAACGUACACUUGACGGUUUACCGAAUCGCAAACACUUGAACUGCUCGACUGGCAGGGAUGGAGUGAUCAUUGCAACACUGAGCGACAUGACACGUUUUAGGGUUGAGAUGGGGAAAGAGGCUGGAUAGAUUUCACAAAAUGAAUCUUUGACCUGUGAUUUGAGGGGGGGGGGGGUCCGUAGUCGCCUUUACAAAAAUGUCGUCUAGCCGUUUGCAUUGAAAUCGGGACAAUUUUGUGGAUUGAUUGGAUGGUUCUAAUCUCCAUAAUUAAUCGCCGUUUUUAACAGGUCCUUUUUAGGACAUGACAUACGACAAUGACAAAACAAGACAGACUCUAUGACGGCUGGUCCUCUCGACGUUUACCUUAGAUGAAUGAGAGGAAGUUACUGAACGCCUCACCCCCUUCAAAUGUGUAUGAACUAGGAAGAGGAGACUGCACUUUCUUAUUUCAAGAUAUUUAAGUAUCGAGGAAAAACAUUACUUUUUAUGCAGACUUAUCCUGACAUAAGCCAUUCAUCUGCAUGGUUCGUGCCUUCACGUGGGCCGAUCGGGGAAACUUAUGAUCGAAUGCGAUCAUGUAUUGCACUAAACUCGGACUUCCAAAAACGGUCCUCAUUCGCGUCACUAGGACGAGACAAAAACGUGCCUUCGUCGUUCUCGUACUGGAAGCUUUCAAUCACUUAAGCACAUCAGUGUCAAAUACAUGCCUUCCUGAGCUUAAUGUUUGACCUGGCCGCGUUCUAGGACAAACCUGAACGCUGAAUCAAAAUUCAUUGCAACUUUUACGGGAGUGAUAUGCGCAACCUUUGAAUUUGUACCAAGUGCACUUUUGUCUGCAUGUCAUUAGCAUUUUCUUCUCAAAAUAUUACACAGACACUCUCUUGGAUGGCGCGUUGAAUUUGUUGUAAGCCUGUAAUUUGAUCUUAAAGUAUUUCCUACUUUUAGAUUGAAUUUCAGUACGAAUUUAACACAAAAUCCAAGGAGUGUUUCUAUGUCAUUUCGAGAUGAAUAUGUCAUUUUGAGAAGAAACUGUGCUAACUGUGACUCUUAUAAAUCAAGUACAGACCAACCUGUCCCACAUUACUGUGCUCGUACUACAUCCAUGGGUGGAUAAAAAUAACCGAAACCCGACCUAAUAUUUCAUGUUAAUGGUAACUACGAUCUGACCGACGACUGACGCAUUACGACAAAGACACGCAGCAAUCAAUCGGGAAGGUGAGGUGUAAGAAAGAGCCAACAAUUUGUUGCCAUGGUAACACGCUGAUCGUCAAUAAUUGCGGCUCCCUUACGCGGCAAAUGCCAUGGACUAGUUUGCGCAAGUCUGCAUCUAAAAAUGUGGAAUCAGCACAAUUGAAUAUUGGAUUUCCAGUGUCAUGUCAACAAUUGAAAAAAUGCUUGGCGUUCAAGAUGCAGCUGUAACUUAAGCACAUCUAGAUGUGCCAAAACGUAUAGAAAUGCCUACUCCUUACAGGACUUUUCGGCGCGGUUUAUUGUACAGAUUUUAAUAAAGAAUUCUAGUGUUCUGCUAUACACUUGAACAACUCAUGUAUCGCCAAAGCAUGAGUGGCUAUCAAGAAAAGAAUAAGUCAAUUGAACAAUUUCGAAUAGGUAAAACUGGCAACCGAAACUCAGUUUGAUUACUAAGGCGACUUUUAUAGCGGUUUCUCAUAGUAAUAAAAGCUUGUCUAUAAAGGAUGGCAGUCCAGAAAGGCUUAGGCCUUUAGACAUGAUUUUCGUCACGCCGGUUUCAUUCACGUAGACUGUAACUAAUGCAUGAGCGGUAAUUUUAAUAAAAAGCCUUGGCACACGACAAAGACGAGUCAUUAUACGGUGCAAUUUGAGCAAUGGUUUCAAAAUGCACUCAAUUCCAUUAACAUUCAAACGAGAAACAGGUGCAGACAUCCGUCGUGUAACCGGUGAUACCGAUUACUGUCAAUUCCCUCAUGUAUCAUGCAUGCAAAACAGACCCCUGACGUGUCUGACUUUUCUCGAAAAGAGAUGUUUAAUGCGUUUCAGUCUUUCCAGGGUAUGAAACGUGGGAUUCUCGAGUCUCGACAGACAUUUUGCCCCCCUCGCACAUUGCGCCGGUCUGCGGGGCAGGCCACGCGUUCAACCACCGCCCCAGCCGACGUUCUGCUCCGAUGGGAGCGGCUGGACUCUCACAUGCCACCGGCCCCUUCACACGUCUACCCGAUAACAGCACUCGCACUACGGAGGCGCGAACCCGAACGGCCAUUGAUUGAAAUAGAUUGCUAUUAAUUGAUUUAACACCGUGUUUACGGGCGCGAGUGUGAACAUGCAUCGCAGAAACUAGACUACGAUGUCAAAUGGGCAUCGGGUGGAAGAAAUAUGACCCAAAUAAUGAUGCGGUAGAGAUAAAUAUUUUAUUGGUACCUCCGGCAGAAAAUGAUAUCCAAAACCGCAAGCUCAUGUUAGUCUUUAAUAUGGCCUUCUUCUGAGGCAUGACACGCAACGUGAACUUCUACCAAACCUUAAAGUUGGUGUACACGUGCUUUUUGGGUGUGGCACUUUGAAAAAUAGAUUUUCAAAUUGAAUUGAUAAUUUUCUAGCAUUACAUUA
This is a messenger RNA of Patiria miniata (bat star), 11373 nucleotides long. Its product is annotated as prolactin-releasing peptide receptor-like. The transcript has a single exon. Bases 558 to 1709 code for a protein of 383 amino acids. The record is from RefSeq and is a predicted model, not a curated record. Gene Ontology annotation, biological process: G protein-coupled receptor signaling pathway. Gene Ontology annotation, molecular function: neuropeptide binding; neuropeptide Y receptor activity. Gene Ontology annotation, cellular component: neuron projection; plasma membrane. Lineage: Eukaryota; Metazoa; Echinodermata; Asteroidea; Valvatida; Asterinidae.